GGUCUUCUUAUUCUGCACUGUGCUUUUGGUGGCACUUUCUAUAGAAGCUGCUCCCCAGAAGAUCAGAUCACUUACUUACCUGGCCUGGAUGAGGAGCCAUCUUUCCUACAAUACUCUGGGUACCUGAAUGUACCAGGAGGCAAAUAUUUACAUUAUUGGUUUGUGGAGUCUCAGCAAGAUCCUAGCUCUAGGCCAGUGGUCCUGUGGCUGAAUGGAGGUCCUGGUUGCAGCUCUCUUGAUGGUUUCCUGUCAGGACAUGGCCCUUUUCUGGUGCAAGAUGGCGGUAACACACUGAAGAGCAAUCCUCAUUCAUGGAAUAAGAUUGCAAAUAUGCUGUACCUGGAAACCCCAGCUGGUGUUGGAUAUUCCUACUCUGAUGACAAAAGCUAUCAAAUAAAUGACACACAGGUUGCUCAGGACAACUACAUGGCAAUGAAAAGAUUUUUUCCGCCUGUUCCCAGAGUUCAUGAAAAUGAAUUUUACAUUGCAGGAGAAAGUUAUGGAGGCUUUUAUGUUCCAAAGCUGGCCGUUGAAUUAUUAAAAGAUGAAAGUAUAAACCUGAAGGGAAUUGCUAUAGGAAAUGGACUGACCGAUUAUGACAUAAAUGAUAACUCUCUUCUUUACUUUGCUUAUUAUCAUGGUCUAAUAGACACAGAAUUGUGGUCAGAACUGCAAGCUGCCUGCUGUAAGGAUGAUAAAUGUGAAUUUACAAAGUCCAAAGACACAAAAUGUAAUAUCAAAACAAUGAUUGCUUACUCUCAAUCCCGUAUGUUUGGGCUGAAUAGGUACAAUUUGUACAAGAAAUGCGAGCACGGGAAACCUGGCGAGAUCAGGGAUUUAGGAGACCACUUUGUAGUUUAUCAUCCUGGUAUAUACUCCCUUGAAGUCCAUUCCAAUUUCUGUGCAAAGUUGCAAAGGCUGUCACAGUUAAAGAAGCCAAUAAAACUGAGUGUACCCUGUAUGGAUGACAGUAGUAUCAACACCUACAUGAACAAACCUGAGGUGCAAAAAGCAUUGCAUGUCCACCAUCGGGAGCCAGGCUGGGACGUGUGUAGCACAGAAGUGUUUUGGCUUUUCAUCAGAGAGUUGAGGAAUGUACGAGAUCAGUACUUGGAACUGCUCAACAAGGGAUACCGGAUUUUUGUAUACAGUGGAGAUACAGAUAUGGCGUGCAACUUUCUAGGUAUUGAAUGGUUUGUGCAUUCUCUUGAUCAGGAGUUGCAGGUACCCUACAAUGCAUGGGUGUAUGAGGAAGAGGGCCAUCCACAGAUUGCGGGAUUUGUAAAGCAAUAUGCCAAUCUUACCCUUUUGACUGUGAAGGGAGCUGGCCAUAUGGUAGCAACAGACAAGCCCAAAGAAGCUUCCAUGUUAUUCCAUCAUUUCAUCAAUAAUGAGCCCUUCUAG
Molecule: messenger RNA, 1404 nt
Organism: Staurois parvus
Lineage: Eukaryota; Metazoa; Chordata; Amphibia; Anura; Ranidae
Source: the annotation of a GenBank genome assembly